UUGGUCAAAGGUCACAGCAGAGGUAGACGACAAUUGUCUAUUUUGCACUUUUCAGUGGUGAUACGUAACCAUUUUUAGGUUUUCUUAACGGAUUGCAGCCUAGUUUUUCAAGAUUUAUUCAUCAGGAUCCUACCCCAAGCCCCUGAUGACUUGUGAAAGGUUGCCAUGGUCAGUGGCGACCUGAUGACUGAUUAGACCAGCCAGCCGAUGAGUGUGGGUGUGUUGGCUUUGAGUGUAAUACCAUUUGACCUGAGAGCAUUGACCCCGGGGACUCCAUCAAAAAGGAAGGAAGGAGCAUUUACACCAGAUCAACUGUCCAUCCGUCUGCAUCCAGCCAAUGCGAGGUAUAUCUCCAGUAAUUGAGCUGGUGAGUUGAGGGAGGUAAUAGCAGCUCUGAAGAUCUGAAAGGCUGUAUUGGUGCUUCAUCCGUUCAUCUCUUUGCCAAUGUUGAUUCGUCAUGUGUUGUCUGAUCUAUUGUGCUGCAGCCAUACUUGCCUUUGCCAUCAUUGCCCGGCUUAUCGAGAGGCAUCUAAGGAAACCCUACGUUGACAGACUCACAGAAAAAUACGUUCUUAUAACAGGAUGUGAUAGUGGUUUUGGUAAGCUCCUUGUUAAACAGCUGGACUGUAAGGGUGUCCACGUCUUCGCCGGAUGCCUGACUCCUAAAGGAGCGGAAGAAAUCGACCAAGAAACCUCAGAACGCGUCAAGACCCUGGUUCUAGAUGUGACAAAACAUGAACAUAUAGAAGCUGCUUUAGAAGAAGUCGAAAGAACAUUACCCAGCAAUACAGGUCUGUGGGGGUUAGUGAACAAUGCCGGGAUAUCGGUAGCAUGUGGUCUCCAGGAGUGGCAUACGAGAGAGGACUACAAGAGAGUUCUUGAUGUGAACAUCCUUGGUCUGAUGGACAUGUGCGUCACGUUCCUACCGCUUGUCAGGAAAGCCAAGGGAAGGAUAGUCAACGUGGCCAGCAUGGAGGGCAGGUUUGCCCUGCCGAGUGGUGCUUAUGCGGUCUCGAAGUUUGGCGUGGAGGCCUUUUCAGAUUCAGUGAGGAGAGAAGCUAAAAUGUUUCACUACGGCAUCAACGUAGCCAUUAUAGAACCAGGAUUCUUCAGGACAUUGAUAUCCAGUAAAAACAACUUCACAAAUAAUCUAGACAAGGCCUGGGAUAGACUCACACCCGAGAGAAAAUCAGAAUUCAUAGAAGAGGGCUUCCAAAAAUUGCGGCAAAACGUCUGCAACAUGCUUGACAACCGGACAUCGACGAAGCUCCACCUGGUGAGCGACGCCAUGGAACACGCCCUCUUCAGUCGGUGGCCGAAGACGAGAUACGGAGUGGGCUGGGACGCCAAGUACAUCUGGAUUCCGCUGUCUUACAUACCUAACAUCAUCAGUGAUCACCUGAUCAGUAUGGGUGGAUUCCCCAUUAUUAAGAACAACCGAUGAAAGGAUGAACAGGAGGGUGUUUCACAAAACUUGUCAUCAGUGACAAAUGACAGUUUUUGUUAUAAGCUACUGAAAUCCUUGCUUCGGAAUGGUCAUCAGCAGAUUUGUCACUGACUUUUGUCAUUUGUCAUUUGUCAUUGAAAAAAGGCUUUGUGAAAUGCCCCCCAGAUGUUCUAUCUAUCCAAGGUGCUGUGAAUCAAUGUACGGUUCUCUUCUGAAGACAUUUUCAAAAUAUUUCACAAGCAGGAUUUAUAUAAUUGUGCUCCUACCAAUAUGUGCUUGUGUGUGUUCUACACUCUGUCUCCUAAACAACAGUAACUUGAGAGAGUUAUUCCCAUUCACUGGCUCUUUUGAGCUGUACUGUAAAAUCAAGAAGGUUUUGCGUCUGUGACACUUUCGUAAAUGCUGCGAAGGUCCAGAUCCGUGAAAGUUUCUUUCCGUGGUAACCAGCUGCGGUGAACAAUUCAUGAAAGUCAUAUUUUACAUAGGUUUCUGAUUUUACAGUAUUUCAGUUUCCAAAUAUUAUGAAAUUGUGUUUAAAAUGAUUAUUUAGGAUGAUUCUGUAGAUUUGUGGCCACGAUUUAUACGUCCCUUCAGAGACCAAUGCCAGUUAAUGGUAAAAUCAAACAGUGGCGUGAACGGCCUGCCAUAGUUAAAGUCACAUAGAAGUCAGCUCUCAUGGGGAAUUUGACACCGUUCAGGUGUUUACCCCAAAACAGGUGUUGUCAAUCACCAGGGUUAGCCUCGAGUUUUAUGACCAUUAGACCUUAUGUAAUGCUUUGCUUUUCCUUCGGCCGAAGAAUCUCCGAGCAUGCUCCGAGAGACCAGGGGGUAAUUCUUGACUGGCCAAAGGGUUUGCUGUGUGCAGAUUUGUACUCCCAUUAAUGGUAUUUCCACCAAGUCUGGUGUCAGCGCAUUACGGCCUUCUGCACAUGGAAACUGACUACCCACUCCCUUUAAGUCCAACUUAAAGUCUAUCUUAGUCUUUGUGAAACACUCCCCAGGUCUAUCAGAUGUGAGAGGUAUUGAAUGCUAGACGAUAGUGUAAAUAAUCUUGUCUAUUUUGUAAAGUAUAUUUUGAUAACUGCCAAAUACUGCCAUUCUGAUGUUAAUUAUGUUUAUAUGUCAUAUAUUUCUAUACAGCAUAAUAUGUAUUGAUCUAUUUGAAAUGGUGCAUGUAUUACGAUUGUAAUGGGUAAAAAAGGUGAAUUUCUGACUUCCAAUAUGUGGGGUAUUAAAUGUGUAUGCACAGAGCCCGUUUACACUGCAGAUGCCAUUGUGUUGCAGAAAAAUGUAUUAGUGUACAAAAAUAAGUUUAUUCUGAGAAACUGCGCGAGCAUGUAAUAAGAGAUAGAAGAGAGAAAUAUUCUUGUCCUUUUUCAAACCAACUAAAUUUUUAAAAAGUCACGUAAAUGUGAAGAAUGUGAAAUACAAGCUAGUUUGUUAUUUCAGCAAACUUUGAAUAGAGGACUGGCAACCAACAACCCGAAUUUUCCAGCCAAUUGACACCUUUAAGUUAGAUUACAAAUGUAGACAGGAGCAUAGUACAGGAUGAUCUCGGUUGAGUGAAUUAUCCCGUUGUCUUUGCUUCCGUCGUCUUUGCGAAAGCGCUCUAACUAUUGUCCCCCCCCCCC
Strongylocentrotus purpuratus (purple sea urchin) is the source of this 3078-nucleotide messenger RNA. Its product is annotated as retinol dehydrogenase 7. The transcript has 7 exons. Lineage: Eukaryota; Metazoa; Echinodermata; Echinoidea; Camarodonta; Strongylocentrotidae. The record is from RefSeq and is a predicted model, not a curated record. The coding region runs from base 458 to 1444 and encodes 328 amino acids. Gene Ontology annotation, molecular function: oxidoreductase activity.